UUCAAAUCUUAUUUAUAUGCAGAGCAAUAAACACCUAAUAGUAUCAUCAAAGCUCAAAUUUAACCAGUUCAUAAGAAAGAGGAAAGAUAAGUAAUUAAUAAUGGCAGCGAGACAGCAACAAAAAGGAACAGGCUUCGGGGUUCAAUACGAGGACUUUGUCCCCAAAUCCGAAUGGAAAGAUCAACCUGAAGCCACCAUUCUCAACAUUGACCUAACAGGUUUUGCAAAGGAGCAAAUGAAAGUGACGUAUGUGCACAGCUCGAAGAUGAUAAGAGUCACUGGAGAACGUCCCUUGGCUAAUCGGAAAUGGAGCCGUUUCAACGAGGUGUUCACUGUUCCACAGAAUUGUUUAGUGGAUAAGAUCCAUGGGAGCUUUAAGAACAAUGUCCUCACCAUCACCAUGCCUAAGGAGACGAUCACGAAGGUGGCUUAUCUUCCAGAAACUUCUAGAACUGAAGCUGCUGCUCUGGAGAAGGCGGCGAAGCUAGAGGAGAAGAGAUUGUUAGAAGAAUCUAGAAGGAAAGAGAAGGAAGAAGAAGAAGCUAAGCAGAUGAAGAAGCAGCUUCUGGAAGAGAAAGAGGCGCUAAUUAGGAAGCUGCAAGAAGAAGCUAAAGCAAAGGAAGAGGCUGAAAUGAGGAAGCUUCAAGAAGAAGCUAAAGCAAAGGAGGAGGCCGCGGCAAAGAAGCUUCAAGAAGAAAUUGAAGCAAAAGAGAAACUUGAGGAGAGAAAGCUCGAGGAAAGGAGACUUGAGGAGAGGAAGCUCGAGGAUAUGAAGCUUGCGGAAGAAGCUAAACUAAAGAAGAUCCAGGAGAGAAAGUCUGUUGAUGAAUCUGGAGAAAAAGAGAAGAUACUAAAGCCAGAAGUGGUCUAUACAAAAUCCGGGCACGUGGCUACUCCCAAACCUGAGUCGGGGUCUGGUCUCAAGUCCGGGUUUGGAGGAGUAGGCGAGGUGGUGAAGUCAGCGGAAGAAAAACUAGGAAACUUGGUGGAAAAGGAAAAGAAAAUGGGGAAAGGGAUAAUGGAGAAAAUAAGAAGGAAAGAGAUAACAAGUGAAGAGAAGAAGUUGAUGAUGAAUGUAGGAGUGGCUGCUCUUGUUAUCUUUGCUCUCGGAGCUUAUGUUUCUUAUACCUUCUGCUCUUCUUCUUCUUCUUCUUCCUCUUCGUCUCCUUCUUCAUCAUCAUCUUCUACCAAACCAGAAUGAUAUAUCUCUAAGAAAGAAAAAUGUUGUGCAAAUUGAAGAAUGUGUAUAUUAUAUACUUUGUGAUAUAUUUCUACAGUCUAAUAAAGUUUGAUGAUGUCAUAUUUAAGACCUAUAUAUCAUAGUU
Molecule: messenger RNA, 1325 nt
Organism: Arabidopsis thaliana (thale cress)
Lineage: Eukaryota; Viridiplantae; Streptophyta; Magnoliopsida; Brassicales; Brassicaceae
Gene: RTM2
Product: HSP20-like chaperones superfamily protein
Exons: 2
Coding region: 101-1201 (366 amino acids)
Cellular component (GO): plasma membrane
Source: RefSeq, marked reviewed